CAUUGUCUGUCUCUACAUUAAAUAAAGCCUGCUGGUGAAGUAAGACGUAUUCGUAGUAUAGAUAAAAUAAUUACUCCAUGGAUAAAUAAACAUUUAAAAAUUUACAGCAAAUCGAUAUAAACGGUUGCACUCCUUAAAAGUCGACAAUUUGCACAUGAAGUAUCGAAAUACCAGCAUCAUCCCUAAAAAGAAGAAGCAAAAAGAGCAUACACAAAGAAAAAAAAUCAAAGUUAAUAGAAAUUCUAAACAACUAAAUUGGCAAGUGCAGAAAUAAAUAUAAAUUAUUAUUUGAUAUGGAUACAUUCGAUGUAUCUGACAGGAGCAGCUGGUACUUUGGUUCCAUGUCUCGACAAGAUGCGACCGAAGUAUUAAUGAAUGAGCGGGAGCGGGGAGUAUUUUUGGUCCGUGACAGCAACUCAAUUGAAGGAGAUUAUGUGCUUUGCGUGAGAGAAGACACCAAAGUGAGCAACUACAUUAUAAACAAGGUGCAGCAACAAGAUCAAAUUGUUUUCCGUAUCGGCGAUCAAUCAUUCGAAAAUCUGCCAAAGCUAUUGACAUUUUAUACUCUGCAUUAUCUGGACACCACGCCCCUUAGGCGGCCCGCCCAGAAAAGAGUGGAGAAGGUUAUUGCCAAAUUUGAUUUCGUUGGAAGUGAUCAAGAUGAUUUACCGUUCCAAAGAGGUGAAGUACUCACUAUAAUACGAAAAGAUGAGGACCAAUGGUGGACUGCCCGUAAUUCUACGGGUCAAAUUGGGCAAAUACCGGUUCCCUACGUUCAAAGAUAUGAUGACACUAUAGAGGAAGAUGGUGUGGAUCAAUCAACUAGCCUAAAGAGCAGUUCCUGCUUAGCACGUUCAAAUAUCUCGUCUGGCGGUAGCUGUGAACCACCCACCGUAUCAUCCAGCCAGUUUAGCACCUUGAAGAGGACAGACUUGAAUCGCAAGUUGCCAGCUCGAGCCCGAGUAAAACAGUCGCGAGUGCCGAACGCGUACGACAAGACGGCGCUUAAACUGGAAGUUGGGGAUAUUAUAAAGGUCACGAAAACCAAUAUAAAUGGUCAAUGGGAAGGAGAAUUAAACGGUCGCAAGGGACAUUUUCCAUUUACUCACGUUGAGUUUAUCGAUGAUUGCGAAUCGAGCAAUAAUUGUGCAGACAUUCGAUUAAAUAGCGCCAAUAACGAUUGGGCGGAACAACAAUAAUUUUUAAUUAUAUAUAUAUAAUUUAUAUAUUUGUAACAUUAAGGCACUGUAUUAAAUAUUAACGUAUAAGUGGAGUUAUCAUUUAUCAAUUGUUAUGCUAUGAAACGUAUUGAUUAAUCAUAGAUAAUUCAAAUCAAACCGUUAAUCACAAUGAAAUAUUCUUCUCUUGUAUGAAGAAGGUACAAAAUAAAUAAAAUGGGGCCAUCUCCGUUUAUCAUAGUA
This is a messenger RNA of Drosophila innubila, 1421 nucleotides long. It is a transcript of the gene Crk, whose product is annotated as adapter molecule Crk. Lineage: Eukaryota; Metazoa; Arthropoda; Insecta; Diptera; Drosophilidae. The transcript has 6 exons. Gene Ontology annotation, molecular function: protein binding. The record is from RefSeq and is a predicted model, not a curated record. Bases 294 to 1199 code for a protein of 301 amino acids.